GCCGCCGUCUGGGACUUUGACCUUCCGGAGGCCAUGGAGGCUGGCGGGGAGCAGGGCGCGACCUGAUCGCCUCCCCCUGGACGCCUCCUCCCGCGGCGCUCACGCUUCGGUAACUUUGCAGCGCUCAUGGAUCUGAAGACAGUGCUCUCCCUGCCCCGCUACCCAGGGGAGUUCCUGCACCCCGUGGUGUACGCGUGCACGGCGGUCAUGCUGCUCUGCCUCCUGGCCUCCGUCAUCACCUACAUCGUGCACCAGAGCGCCAUCCGCAUCAGUCGCCGGGGCCGGCACACGCUCCUGAACUUCUGCUUCCACGCGGCCCUGACCUUCACGGUGUUUGCCGGCGGCAUCAACCGCACCAAGUACCCCAUCCUGUGCCAGGCGGUGGGCAUCGUGCUGCACUAUUCCACGCUGUCCACCAUGCUGUGGAUAGGAGUGACCGCCAGGAACAUCUACAAGCAGGUGACCAAGAAGGCCCCUCUGUGCCUGGACGCAGACCAGCCGCCGUACCCCAGGCAGCCCCUGCUCAGGUUUUACCUCGUCAGUGGAGGGGUCCCCUUUAUCAUCUGUGGGGUCACGGCUGCCACGAACAUCAGGAAUUACGGGACAGAGGACGAGGACGCGGCGUACUGCUGGAUGGCCUGGGAGCCUAGCCUGGGCGCCUUCUACGGCCCAGCCGCCGUCAUUGCCCUGGUCACCUGCGUGUACUUCCUGGGCACCUACGUGCAGCUGCGGCGCCACCCAGGGCGCAGGUACGAGAUGCGCGCACAGCCCGAGGAGCAGCGGCGGCUGGCCACGCCCGAGGGCAGCCGUGGGAUCCGGCCCGGCACCCCACCCGCACGCGAUGCCCCUGGCGCCUCGGUGCUGCAGAACGAGCACUCCUUCCAGGCACAGCUGCGCGCUGCCGCCUUCACGCUGUUCCUGUUCACGGCCACGUGGGCCUUUGGGGCGCUGGCGGUGUCCCAGGGCCACUUCCUGGACAUGGUCUUCAGCUGCCUGUACGGCGCCUUCUGCGUGACACUGGGGCUCUUCGUGCUCAUCCACCACUGCGCCAAGCGCGAGGACGUGUGGCAGUGCUGGUGGGCAUGCUGCCCACCCCGCAGGGAUGCCCACUCCGCACUCGAUGCCAACGGGGCCGCGCUGGGCCGUGCCGCCUGCCUGCAUUCGCCGGGCCUCGGCCAGCCACGGGGCUUCGCGCACCCACCGGGACCCUGCAAGAUGACCAACCUGCAGGCCGCACAGGGCCACGCCAGUUGUCUGUCCCCGGCCACCCCGUGCUGCGCCAAGAUGCACGGCGAGCCACUGAUGGCAGACGAGGCACACGUGCACGCGCAGGAGGAGGGUGCCUUCGGGCACGACCCCCACCUGCACGGGUGCCUUCAGGGCAGAACUAAGCCGCCCUACUUUAGCCGGCACCCAGCAGAGGAGCCCGAGUACGCUUACCACAUCCCGUCCAGCCUGGACGGCAGCCCCCAAAGCUCACGCACAGACAGCCCCCCCAGCUCUCUGGAUGGCCCGGCAGGGGCACACACGCUGGCCUGCUGUGCCCAGGGUGACCCCUUCCCCAUGGUCAGCCAGCCUGAGGGCAGCGAUGGCAGCCCUGCCCUCUACAGCUGCCCCACGCGGCCGGGCAGGGAGGCAGCGCUUGGGCCUGGUCACCUGGAGAUGCUGCGGAGGACACAGUCCCUGCCCUUUGGUGGCCCCAGCCAGAACGGGCUGCCCAAGGGUAACUUGCUAGAAGACCUGCCGUUUGGCACCGAUGGGACCGGCAACAUCCGAACAGGACCCUGGAAAAAUGAAACUACUGUGUAGGCGGAGCAGGGGACACAGUGUUCCUGGAGGAGCUUCAGAGCAGAGUGGGGGGCCCAUCUGCCACAUGAGGUCACUGGGGGCACCAAAGUGACCCCACCUUUCGGAAGCAGUUCACACCCCUGCCCCUUCCUUGUGAAAGACCUCAGCGGGGAAAAGCUCUGGGCCACGCCCACUCCUUUUAUCCCAGUUCCACGUGCUCGUCCCUGCACAAGGUCAUCUGGUUUCUGUCCUGUGGCCUCCAGUCCUGGGGCGCCCCAGAGGCAGAGUAGGGGCUUCCAUCAAAGGACCCACCCAGACCCCAGCGUGGCCCUGCCCGAGAUGCCAUCCACGGAGUCCUGGCUUCCCCUGGUGUGGCCAGGCGGGGCCGAGAUCACAGCAGGGGGCUGCCCUGACCUUUCCCAGUGUUCAAUGUGUGUGUCUUGCGUUCUGCUCCAGGGGUGGUGGUGGCAGGUCUGUCCCCAGCAUUCUCACCCUGGGCAGAACCCUUGGGACCCACUGCUGUCGCGUGUCUGAGCCACCCCUGCAGCUUCACGGGACCCCUGCACACCUCUGCCCACUCAGUGUCCCCUGUCAACCUUGUCCUUGUCACAGCCCCAGCCCUGCAGGGCUGAGAGCACCACGGAUGCUGCGGGCUGCAGCCGCGCUCUGGACUUUGGGGAUGGCUGUCGGCUUCAGAGGGCCAAUGGGGUGCUCUUAGGGGCCCAAGCCUUGGGAAGAUGCCCAGACAUCCGUUAGUGAAGAUUCGACUUCCAAAACCAGCCACCGUUGGGACUGGAUUCCACUCCAGUAUAGGCACUUGGCAACAAGGUUUAUUCCAAAAAGAAGAGGGGCUGGCAGACGGGACAUUCUCAUGGACAAAAUUCCUUUCCCUUUUUCUCAUCUCCAUGAACAUCUGGGCACCAAGCCCUGACUCAAAGGACAGAUGUGGAUGACAACAAGCCUUCUGUGAAAGCAAGUGGCCCGUCCCUUGGUGGAAGGGAGUCCAGAGGGCCGUGGGUGUGAAACUGUACACAGUUUUCCCUCCCUCCCUCCUCCUUGUCUGUGACACGUGUUCACCCACACACACACACGCACACAAACACAUGUGCAUAUCACACACAUAUACAUACACACAAACGUGCAUAUCACACACAUACACAUGCACACACGUGCAUAUCACACACACACGCACACACACAAACGUGCAUAUCACACACACAUACACAUGCACACACACAAACACAUGCAUAUCACACACAUACACAUGUGCACACACAAACACGUGCAUAUCACAUGCAUACACAUGCACGCAAACGUGCAUGUCACAUACACACACAAACGUGCAUAUUGCAUACAUGCACACACACGUGCAUGUCACACACAUACACAUGUGCACACAUAGUUAACACACACAUGCACCUGCCAUGCACAUCUGUGCAUACACGUAGCGGUGUGUUUUCCAGCCGCCCACACACUGGGUUUUCAUUGGAGAGUGUUUCACCCUGCAAACGUCAAUGUCAGCAGACUCGUGGGUGCACUCUGCUAUCCGGUCGGGAGGUCUCACCAGGCGCAGAGCCUCCCUAACGUGCACCUCUGUGAAGAGGGGUGUUGGGGAGUGUUCCCAGCACCUGCUCGGUGGAAGGGCUCUCUGGAGGCUGGCACUCAGUAUGUGAGUAUGAGGAGCCCCACUUCCCGGGGUGUUGGUAAACUUGACCAUGACGCUGUAACCCACAGUGUGCUCCUCCCAGCAAACCCCGUGUGUCCUUACAGGUCAACCAGACGGGCCACCGGAUGACUGCCAGGCAGCUCUGCCUCCGCCUCACCUUUUCACCUGCUUCCGUAGCUGGUGUGAACCCGAAUCCCCACGCUGUGCUGUGUACACACUGUAGGUGCAGAACUGUUCACACAAAAAUACAGUCUUGGCAUCGUU
Macaca mulatta (Rhesus monkey) is the source of this 3718-nucleotide messenger RNA. RefSeq names its product adhesion G protein-coupled receptor A1 (gene ADGRA1). Gene Ontology annotation, molecular function: G protein-coupled receptor activity. The record is from RefSeq and is a predicted model, not a curated record. Gene Ontology annotation, cellular component: glutamatergic synapse; plasma membrane; postsynaptic density. Gene Ontology annotation, biological process: G protein-coupled receptor signaling pathway; cell surface receptor signaling pathway. NCBI's taxonomy places the organism in Eukaryota, Metazoa, Chordata, Mammalia, Primates, Cercopithecidae.